GAGAAGCAGGGAUUCCAUUGAUGAAGCUGAUUUAGAUUAAAAGGGGUUCCUAUUUUGGAACAAUUGUCCUUAGAGGAACGGCUGCUCCGGACUAGUUCAGAUAAUUGGUGUCUGAUUAAUGAUGGCACAAAUUCCCCUGCCAUUGUAAUGGGCUUGUCUGGGAAACUUUCAGAACUUGUCGAAGUCAGGUCUGUGUUGCGAGAUCAGAUUCCUGUCAUCAGAAGAUUUUCUGGGGGAGGCACUGUUAUUGUUGACCAAGGGACCAUAUUUGUUACUCUCAUAUGUAAUAAAGAUGCCGUUCCAGAUAUUCAACCCUUUCCCCGUUCCAUCAUGUCGUGGAGUGGUCAGUUAUACAGUGAAGUUUUCAAAGGGAUUGGUGAUUUCCAGCUCUGCGAGAAUGAUUAUGUGUUUGGUGAUCGUAAGUUUGGUGGAAAUGCUCAAUCUAUAAUCAAGCACAGGUGGAUCCACCACACAUCUUUCUUAUGGGAUUACGAGGUUAAGAACAUGGCCUACCUCAAGUUACCAGCAAAGGCUCCCAAUUACCGACUUGCUAGGGGCCAUAUGGAUUUUGUAUGUCGAAUGAAUGAAUUUCUGCCUCGAUCGGAAUUUGUACGAAAGACAAUUAAGGCAAUCAGAUCUCGUUUCUCUCUGGAAUCUGUAGCUGAUAAUAUUGCGGAGAUCGAUGUUCCCUCUGCAACCCAUUUUUCUCCCAGCACUAGGCUUGUUACUGAGCAUGAUAUAAGGGAAGUGUGUCACCAGUCACAAAAUAUCAUUCAGUGAUGUGGUGAGGUGAUUGCCAAAGCAUGAAGGUAGAUUGCAGCGACAUGUCUCUCUUUCACAUCCUUCAGUGCAGGAUUCUUUGGUUCCAUACUUGAAUUCAUGCCUUUGUUUCAUCUUUAAUGGGAUAAAUCUGUACCAAAACUUGUUUCGUCUUCAAUGGGAUAAAUCUGUACCAAAACCUAUUGUUUAUUUAUUGGGGCCAAAAAAAAAAAAAGAAAGAAAAGAAAAGGCCAAAGAACUGUUCUUAGGUUUUUUUUUUUUGGACGAAGUUCUUUGUUAAUUUUUCCAUCUCGUCUUUGGUUAAAAAGCAAGAUGUCAACGCUCUGGACUCAGUAUGCAACUAACUUGAAAACUACAGAUAGUAACAAACUUGCCCCUUAGCUCACCAUCAAUUUAGCGUUGGCCCUCUGCUCAGUCUACCAGUUACUAGGAAGUAGUGAUACACCCAAAGGGGUCUCGAAUAUUAUCAAUAAAAUUAGGAACUUGGUUAUAAAAGAUUGGAUUGUUAUUUUUAAUUAUGAUUUAAGAGAAUUGAAUAAAUGUGUAAAUUGACUUGUUUGUCAUGUAUCAAAUGACAAUCUA
Molecule: messenger RNA, 1362 nt
Organism: Prosopis cineraria
Lineage: Eukaryota; Viridiplantae; Streptophyta; Magnoliopsida; Fabales; Fabaceae
Exons: 5
Coding region: 148-780 (210 amino acids)
Biological process (GO): protein modification process
Cellular component (GO): mitochondrion
Source: RefSeq, a predicted model, not a curated record